GUUAUGUGAAAUGCUUUCAUAUGAUUAAGUCAUACAACGAGUGAAACACACGCUAUAAGAGACGUGACAUCAGUUUGUUUGCCAACACAUCCAUACGUGUGAAGACAGUUGAAGACAUGUCACACCAGAAGAAGGCGCCCAAAGAGGAGGGCAAAUACAUAGACCUUCCCGGGGCUGUGAGGGGACAAGUGAUUGUCCGCUUCCCGCCGGAGGCCAGCGGUUACCUCCAUAUCGGUCACGCGAAGGCAGCCCUCCUUAACCAACACUACCAGAAGGCAUACGACGGACAACUGAUCCUUCGUUUCGAUGACACCAAUCCGGACAAAGAGAAGGAGGACUUCGAGAAGGUGAUCCUCGAAGACGUGAAAAUGCUUGAAAUCAAACACGACAUCUUCAGCUACACUUCGCAACACUUCCCGCGUAUUCUCGACGAGUGCGAGAAGUUGUUGUCGUCCGGACGCGCGUACGUCGACGACACGGCACCCGAUGUGAUGAAAACGGAGCGCGAGAACAGAACGGAGUCGAAGAACCGGAACAACACUCCCGAGAAGAACCUUCAGAUGUGGGAAGAGAUGAAGAGGGGAACCGAUUUCGGGCAGAAGUGUUGCGUUCGGGCGAAGAUAGACAUGGCCUCAGACAACGGGUGUCUUCGCGAUCCGGCGAUGUAUAGGUGUAAGAAUCAGCCGCACCCGCAGACCGGCACCAAAUACCGAGUGUACCCGACGUACGACUUCGCGUGUCCUAUAGUGGACAGCAUUGAAGGCGUGACCCACGCGUUGCGGACGAGUGAAUACCUGGACAGAGACGCGCAGUUCUAUUGGUUCAUCGAAGCCAUGGGUCUCCGGAAGCCAACCAUUUGGGCGUACAGUCGGCUCAAUAUGACGAAUACAGUGCUCUCCAAACGAAAGCUCACGUAUUUCGUGGACGAGGGUAUUGUCGACGGCUGGGACGACGCCCGCAUGCCUACAGUGCGCGGUGUCCUCCGUCGCGGCCUCACUGUCGAGGGACUCAAGCAAUUCAUUGUGGCUCAGGGCUCGUCCCGUUCGGUCGUAUUCAUGGAAUGGGAUAAGAUUUGGGCCUAUAAUAAGAAAGUGAUUGAUCCGAUCGCUCCGAGAUAUUCGGCCAUUGAAAAGGCCGACUCUGUUGUCGUUGAUAUAAGCGACGCGACGGACGGCAGUCUGGAAGUGGCUCUCCAUCCGAAGAACGCCGAACUCGGCAAACGU
Messenger RNA from Medioppia subpectinata, 1223 nucleotides. NCBI's taxonomy places the organism in Eukaryota, Metazoa, Arthropoda, Arachnida, Sarcoptiformes, Oppiidae. The record is from the annotation of a GenBank genome assembly.